AUGUUACCAAGAGUCAUGUGCGGCGGUACGUGCUGUGGAGCUGAUGUGGCGUGUGGCGUGUGGCGUGUGGCCCUAGGCUCCCCGGCCGAAUACGCCAUCUGCGAGCUGUCAUACAGCGCCGGCAUAAGAGUGCACAAGACUCAAGGCCAAGCUGAGUUCCUGGUCGGCUGGAAUUCGUACGGUGCAGGGUGGAGGUCUGGGUUGGGCAUCAAUCCAGCUCUGCGUGGCGGCGAUUGUGGAUCUGUGGCGCACACAACAGCAAAGCGGCCUCAACACGCACCCAACCCGCGCUCGGGACAGCGGCAGCCGACCAAGCCGGCAUGGGUCAUGGCCGAGGGCAGUGUGGUCAAGCUCGCUCGUGACGGCGUGCAGCGUGUGUGCAAAGAGGGCGUCCGAGAUCGAAUCAUGGUGCACCUCUGCCACUCGGCCGGUAUGUCCGGAUCAGAAGUGCGCGCGCUCAAGUUGAGCGACUUUCUCCUCCACGCCGACGUAGGAUCAGGUCUUAGGGUUCAAGUCAAGGGGAGGGUGGUGGGUAGGAGGAAGGAUGUGGAGCUUUGUGUGGUGGGCGCAUUGGCACUGCAUCUCUACUUCACGGACAGCCAGGGUGACAAGGUUUUCGGUUCGCCACUAGAGGGCAAGCCGGCGAUAUCGCCUGGAAAGACCUUCAACGGCUCCUACCUGAAUCGCCCGGAACAAGUCCUAGCAACGAGCGAGGAGGGGAACAUCCAAGUUCCUGCCGAGAUUCUGGAUGCAGUGUUUCCCGGGCGCAAGGAGGGGUUGCUACACGGACUGUGCAGCGUGCUGGUUCAAGAUGCGGCGGUGCUGAGAAGAAAGUACCCACGACAUGCUUUGUUCACACCCGGCGCGAUCAGCGAUCCUGCAUUCGAGGCGUUUGCCCGCCGCCUUACCGCACAAUCGAGCGUGCAAGGGACGCGGCUGGUGGCGUUUCCAGAAACGAGCCUGCGCCUGACCGCCCGAGAAGAUGGCUUGCCGAGCCUCAAGCAAGAGAUGGACAGACUGAGGCGGGAGAGAUAG
This is a messenger RNA of Moesziomyces aphidis, 1035 nucleotides long. NCBI's taxonomy places the organism in Eukaryota, Fungi, Basidiomycota, Ustilaginomycetes, Ustilaginales, Ustilaginaceae. The record is from the annotation of a GenBank genome assembly.